Aspergillus homomorphus CBS 101889 is the source of this 756-nucleotide messenger RNA. RefSeq lists its product as uncharacterized. The transcript has a single exon. Bases 102 to 542 code for a protein of 146 amino acids. The record is from RefSeq and is a predicted model, not a curated record. Lineage: Eukaryota; Fungi; Ascomycota; Eurotiomycetes; Eurotiales; Aspergillaceae.
AAACACCAUCGCGGCUCUUCAGCUUCUCCCCGCUUCGCGGCUAACCUGUAUAUGACGAUACCGAAGAAGCUCCAGUCCAAACCGAGAAAGCAUACUUGCCGAUGUCCUCAGCAGCUGGAAGAUACAGUAUUGCCGGGUGUGCGUACAUUCAUCGCCUCAUCAUGAGUCGCGACGUACUCAGAAGCAACCAAUAUAAACCUUGCCCGCAUCUACAAAAAUCCACUGCGAUUCCCUAUGGUCUUGGUCCUGUGCCAUUGCUGGUCAGAACGCUUGAAGAUGUUCCGAGCAACUCUUACUUUCCUUCCGGCAUCAGAUGCACCUGCCUUUUCUGCAGACUGUUCUGGCUGUUCUGGCUGUGCAGGUUCCCUGGACCUGUUGAAAUAUUGUUGUUCAUUAUGGUGAAUAGGCACUGUCUCGCCAAUACUUACCAUGCCAACAUAUAUGGCCUAAGCUAUUCCGUUAGUAUCAGCAUCGUUGCAUAUUACAGCAUCAGAUCUACCCGUGCGUUUUACGACAAAGCACAGUGGCUGCCUAGAGAAUGACCGGAAAUCGCAUUGUUCUCCUGUGAAGACCACUCGUCUGCUUGAAUUCACACGCCUCUUAUCUCGGCUGCUCGAAGAAAGUUGUGUCAGAUAGCUGACAUACUCCAAGAUGGCGAUGCAAGGACAGCCGGUGCAGCUUCAGCCAUGGCCGAUCAGAGAUGUACCUCGAGAACUCUCUCGCAUUAUCGUGAGCAAGCCGUAACUGAUCAACGUC